CCGGGGGUUGGCGCCGGUCGGGUGCUUGAGGGGCGGCGCUCUCCGGUAGUCAGGGUUUCCUGUCUGCUGCGGCGGGACCCGGCAGCGAGGAGCGACACCAGCGGCGUGGAACCGACGAAGGGUGUUGCCAUGGUGAUGGCGGUGGAAAACAGCAUGGUGCAGGUCGUGGUGCGGGUGCGGCCCCCCACCCCGAGGGAAUUGGAGAGUCAGCGGCGGCCUGUGGUUCAGGUGGUGGAUGAACGGGUGCUGGUGUUUGACCCUGAGGAGCCCGAUGGGGGCUUCCUUGGCCUGAAAUGGGGCAGCAUCCAUGAUGGCCCCAAGAAGAAGGGCAAAGACCUGACGUUUGUCUUUGACCGGGUCUUUGGUGAGGCGGCCACCCAACAGGACGUGUUCCAUCACACCACCCACAGCAUCCUGGACAGCUUCCUCCAGGGCUACAACUGCUCAGUGUUUGCCUAUGGGGCCACUGGGGCCGGGAAGACACACACCAUGCUGGGAAGAGAGGGGGACCCCGGCAUCAUGUACCUGACCACCAUGGAACUGUACAGAAGGCUCGAGGCCUGCCGGGAGGAGAAGAGACUCGAGGUGCUCAUCAGCUACCAGGAGGUGUACAAUGAGCAGAUCCACGACCUCCUAGAGCCCAAGGGGCCCCUUGCCAUCCGUGAGGACCCCGACAAGGGGGUGGUGGUGCAAGGACUUUCCUUCCACCAGCCGACCUCAGCUGAGCAGCUGCUGGGGAUGCUGACCAGGGGGAACCGUAACCGCACGCAGCACCCCACUGACGUCAACGCUACGUCCUCCCGCUCCCAUGCCAUCUUCCAGAUCUUCGUGAAGCAGCAGGACCGGAUCCCAGGUCUGACCCAGGCCCUUCGGGUGGCCAAGAUGAGCCUGAUUGACCUGGCUGGCUCGGAGCGGGCGUCCAGCACCCACGCCAAGGGGGAGCGGCUGCGGGAGGGAGCCAGCAUCAACCGUUCGCUGCUGGCCCUCAUCAACGUCCUCAACGCCCUGGCCGACGCAAAGGGCCGCAAGUCUCACGUGCCCUACCGGGACAGCAAGCUGACCCGCCUACUCAAGGACUCCAUCGGGGGCAACUGCCGUACGGUGAUGAUCGCUGCCAUCAGCCCCUCCAGCCUGGCCUACGAGGACACUUACAACACCCUCAAGUAUGCCGACCGGGCCAAGGAGAUCAAACUCUCGCUGAAGAGCAACGUGAUCAGCCUGGACUGUCACAUCAGCCAGUACGCCACCAUCUGCCAGCAGCUCCAGGCUGAGGUGGCCGCGCUGAGGGAGAAGCUCCGAGUGUACGAGGCAGGAGCCCAGGCCCCGCAGCAGGACUCCUCACGGUCCCCCAAAGCGGGCCCUCCACAUCAACCCCUUCCCAGCUGCCCCUCGCCAUCCCGCCUCCCCAGCCAGCCCUGCACCCCAGAGCUACACCCAGGGUCGGCAGUCCUUCAAGAGGAGAGCCUGGGGACAGAGGCCCAGGUGGAGAAGGUCGUGGAAGGGAACUCUUCAGACAGGGAGCAGCCCCCAGAGGACAAGGACGAAGGUCCGGCUGAGGAGGUUCCAAUCCAGGUGCCAGCACAGAACCUCAAACACCCAUUGCCCGGCUCCCCCGACCUGACCCUGCAGCCCAAGCCAGUCGUGGACCACCUCCCACCACAGAACCUGGGCAGGGACCGUUCUAAGCAGUUGGCUCUGAGGGUGCUGUGCCUGGCCCAGCGCCAGUAUUCCCUGCUCCAAGCAGCCAACCUCCUGACCCCUGACAUGAUCGCAGAAUUCGAGAUGCUGCAGCAGCUGGUACAAGAGGAAAACACUGAGCCUGGAGCAGAGGCCACCGGGGAGCCUGGCCCGGCCAGGGGGUCACCUCUGGCUCAGGAGCUACGUUCAGAGUCAAAGUCUCCAGGAUACUCCGGCCCUGUGACCCGGACCAUGGCAAGGCAACUGAGUGGCCUCAUACACGCUCUCGGGGUCCCACCCAGGCCUGACCGCACCUCAGCUCAGGCAUCCCGACGGCCCACAGGGAAGAAAAGGAGGAGACCGAGCCCCUUGGAGCCAGACAGCCCCCCAGGCCCGAAGCCCGGGACCAAACGCCAGCGCCAGUCCCUCUUGCCCUGCCUGAGGAAGGGGACCCCGCCUGAGGCUCGGCUUCCGUGUGGGCCCAUCACCCCCACGGGGGGACGGGCCUCCUCCCCCUGCCAUUCCCCUCACUUCUGCCCAGCCACAGUCAUCAAAAGCCGGGUGCCCCUGGGCCCUUCCGCUCUGCAGAACUGCUCCACCCCUCUGGCCUUGCCUGCACGGGACCUCAACGCCACCUUUGAUCUCUCUGAGGAGACCCCCUCAAAGCUGGGCUUCCACGAAUGCAUUGGCUGGGACAAUGUCCCCCAGGAGUUGAACAGGCUGGAUCAGCCCUUCAUCCCCAGCGGACCCAGGCACCUGUUCACCAUGAAGGGCCCCGAGCCGGCAACUUCCUUCCCUGGGACCUCAGCUCGCAAGAAGAGACGCGUUGUGAGUUCCUCCAUCUCCCGCGGCCACAGCCGCAUCGCCCGCCUCCCCAGCAGCACCUUGAAGAGGCCAGCUGGGCCCCUGGCAAUCCCAGAGCCCCCCUCCAGUCCCCACUCCCCUGGCAACCAGAGGAGCCAGAAGGAACUGUUGGGGGUUGGGGGAGCGCUGUCAGCUGGGAGCUGCUCCGCCAAGGUGUCCUGACCGCCCGGCCCCUCUUGGUCCCUGGAGCCGCCUGCACCAGGAGCCCUGACCUGCCUUCCUCGGCUCGGAGCAAUUAAUGCCAACACCCUCUUCCUUUAUUAACAGUCCUCCCCCAGACGUUCAUUCUGCUACUCGCCCUCCUCAUUAACCUCUUGUUACACUCAGCUUCUCAGCGUGUAUUUAUUCAUUUGUGAGUUUUAACAUAUUGCUAUUUUAAAGGGUGCUGCCAUCAUUCCCCCCUAGUUUAUAACACCCUCCAUGCAGGAAGGUGGCUUUUGGGGGCUUUGCUGCCCACCCGCCAUCUAACACAGGGCUCUGCACAGUGAUGCCCGCUGUGCAGUUGAGGAGGGGUGAGCAUG
Messenger RNA from Balaenoptera musculus (blue whale), 3062 nucleotides. RefSeq names its product kinesin family member 18B (gene KIF18B). Gene Ontology annotation, molecular function: microtubule motor activity; microtubule binding; ATP binding. Bases 130 to 2703 code for a protein of 857 amino acids. The record is from RefSeq and is a predicted model, not a curated record. NCBI's taxonomy places the organism in Eukaryota, Metazoa, Chordata, Mammalia, Artiodactyla, Balaenopteridae. The transcript has 16 exons. Gene Ontology annotation, biological process: microtubule-based movement.